UUGGCUCCGGCCGCCGUUAUGGCCGCGGGUCGCGGCCGCCGCCUAACGGUACUCGGACGCCACCGAGGGCAGAGCAGAGCUAGCAGAGCUUAGUGAUCGGAUAACAGCCAUCGGCGAGGAAGUCAUGGCGGUGAGCGUGGGUCGACACCACGUUCUGGACUUGCUGGUCACUCUCAUCCUUGUGGCAUGGAUGACAUCUUCUGGGGUAAUAGACAUCCGCCGGCUCCACAUGCGAGCGGACGUGCCUGCCGACAGUCCUGUCCUGGUGGACUGGGUGAGGUCGCGACUGUGGCCUCCCAGCUCCCUUCCCUACAGCCUGACCAAGCCAGACGAUGAGUGCUGGGGACAGGCGGAGCAGAUACGAGUUGUGCAGGCGCUCACGCGAAACAAGACUGGCGGCUUUUUCAUCGAGUCGGGAGCGCUGGACGGAGAGCGUCUCUCCAACACGCUCGUCCUGGAGCGUCGGUUCGGCUGGACGGGUCUGCUGGUGGAGCCGGCCGAGAGCAACUUCCAGCGGCUGGUCUCCAAACGGCGCCGGGCCUGGGCACUGCAGGCCUGUCUCAGCCACACGGCGGGACCGUUCACGACGGUUUUUCACAUGACUUCACGCGGUGAAUCGGGUACUGUCGAAGACGGUCUCACAGCUGACCGUCUACGAAGCCAGGAACAGAACGUAGUCAACACUGCUCGUCCACCGCGCCAGCACCGCGCCACCUGCGUACCAAUCGCCGCCGUGCUGCGAGCGCUCAACCGCACGUCAGUGGACUUUUUCAGCCUGGACAUCGAGGGCCCCGAGAUGGGCGUGCUAGCUCACAUUCCCUGGAACGAGCUGGACAUCAAGAUAUUACUAGUGGAGAACCUGCUGCUCUUCUCGUACAAUCCGCAAAUGGACCAGAUGCGUGAUCUGAUGGAGUCGCAGGGCUACAUCGCCAUGCGACUGGCAAUCGACUGGGUCUUCGUAAAGCGCAACAGCGAGUACAGCAAGAAUGCUGAGGAGAUAAUCAGACAAACUCGUCGGGAAAUAUUGCGUAAAACUGAAAAUAUUUAUUUUCCAUUUAACGAUUGAAGUAUUUUCAGUAAAAGUGCUUUCCAACUUCCCAAGCUGUAUGCGUAUGCGUAUGUGAGAGAGAGAGAGAGAGAGAGAGAGAGAGAGAGAGAGAGAGAGAGAGAGAGAGAGAGAGAGAGAGAGAGAGAGAGAGAGAGAGAGAGAGAGAGAGAGAGAGAGAGAGAGAGAGGAGAGAGAGAAGACAGAGAUAAGCAGGGAUAAGACAGGAGAGAAGAGAAAGACAGCCAGAUACAGACAGAGGCAGCCACUCAGGGAGACGGACGCAAGACCGAUGAGGUAUCUGGUUGUUGCAAUACGCUGUUUUAGAGAGAAAUUUAUAAGCUUCUUUCUUUCGGAAAAUGUCAGUUGUGCUAUGCUCAAUGGCGAUAAUCGGUUAUGCUUACCUAUGCUGACUGUUAAGGUACCUAUUAGUUAUGAUAUUGUUUGUUGUUCAGGGACAUAUUGUGUUUUUUUUUUUAACACACGACUUGUUGGUGUGCGCAGCGAUCAUCUAAAGUGAAUCAAAAUACAACUGUCCAGUGCGCAUUUUUUUAUACAACUGAUAGCUUUUAUCAAUAUUACAGUGUGGUCCGUCAUCCUCAUGAUAGAUUUCGAACUUAAGGACGGAAGCUGUUAUACAGAAGUGAUUACUGAUAGUCAAAUUUUUACGAGCACAAUGGGCAUUGUUAAAUAAAAUUAGACAAAAUAGCAGCCUGCUAAAUAUGUGGAAUCCAUGGUUGGCUGUGCCAAGCUGUAUUGUAUUGUAUUGUAUUGACAAUUAAAACACUCUCCGAUACAA
Amphibalanus amphitrite is the source of this 1844-nucleotide messenger RNA. RefSeq lists its product as uncharacterized. The record is from RefSeq and is a predicted model, not a curated record. Bases 125 to 1066 code for a protein of 313 amino acids. Lineage: Eukaryota; Metazoa; Arthropoda; Thecostraca; Balanomorpha; Balanidae. The transcript is spliced from 6 exons.